AUGUCUUCAUUGCUGCCUACACCGCUACCUUUUUGGCCAAAGAACACCCCGAAGCCCUCAAAUGGCUCAUGGUUGCAAUGGAGGAAGACAUUUGAGGAUUAUAUUGAACUACCCCCGAUUUUGUCACCCACGAUUGUACUAGACGUCCCAUCUAAGUUGAAACUCCUCCGGACGAAUCCCGGAGAUUUGGGACAACGAUAUUUCGAUGCCCUCAAUCUACAAAAGGCUAUAGAUCUCCAGACAGCCUUCUCAAAACUCGAGUCAGCAUGGGGAGGAAAGGACAACGUCUUUCUCAGUCGCUAUCGGUUUUUUCAAAUGCGUCAAGAGUCCAAUCAAUGUGUCAGUGACUUUAUUACUAAUCUGACUCUGGCCAUUCAGGACUUUGGGUAUAAAGAGAUCAAGGCAGACAACUUCGAGCACGCAAUGCUCGUUCAGCAGUUGAUCGUCGGUCUGCGCGAUGAAAAAGCUCGGGAAAAUCUCUUAUCAGAGAAGGUCUUGUCAUGGGAGAAAGCCUGUGAUAUUGCCAGUCAUCAGGAGCGCGUGCGGCAAAACCUUCAGCAGCUGAAUCAGUCAAACGAUGGAGUGAUAGCAUCCUUGGAAUCGGAAAUGGCUGUCUCCCUGGUCAACACUGCUGUGUCUUCACUUAGACAGCGAUCCUCAGCUCCCUCAAAACAACUACCAUCAUGCUACCGUUGUGGCCAGCAUCAUAUCCGGUGGUCAGACUGUAGGCACCAGAAGACGGCAUGCCAGUUUUGCAAGAAAGUCGGCCACAUCGAACGAGUGUGUUUCUCCAAAAGACGAGCAAAUAGUAACACGCAUGCGACCUACCCUAGUCCAGCUGAGGAUGGUGAGGCGAUACUCAGAAUGUUUUCGGCCAACGCUACUCUCCAAUCCCCCUACACCAUCACGCUUCCGGUUGAUCACCAUCCCGUGAAGUUUGAAAUCGACACUGUCUCAGCUGUUACUCUCAUCAAUGAGGCCUCUCUUCAGAAAUUAUCCUCCCUCCUACCGGCUAGCUCAACAUUCCGUAGUUACACUGGACAGAACAUAGACGUUCGAGGGGUCUUUACAGCCGAAGUCGAACAUGAUGGAGAACUUCAUUACUUGCCGGUUCAUGUGGUGAGAGGAAGCCAGCAACCGAAUCUCCUUGGACGAAAUUUGAUUAAAUGUAUUCCUUCUGUGCUAUCCUAUGUACAUCGGAUUGGUGUAAAUCCGGUUUUAGAUUCAGUUUUGGUAAAUCAUAAGGAUCUAUUUCGUGACGAUUCAGCUACCCACUACCGCGGUCCACCUGUUAAGUUUCAGUUUCAGUCAGAUUUCCGGCCCCGGUUCUUCAAAGCUCGUACAGUCCCCCAUGCACUCGUACCGAAGGUCGAAGAAGAGCUGGAUCGCCUACAGAAAGCGGAUAUUAUUGAGCCUGCGCAAUAUUCGGAAUGGGCAGCCCCAAUAGUUCCUGUUCUUAAAACCGAUGGUUCUGUGCGUAUCUGUGGCGACUACAAGCUGACAAUCAACUCAGCAACUAAACUGAACCCUUAUCCUCUCCCGCGCAUCGAGGAUCUGUACGCAUCUUUCUCGGGUGGUCAUCAAUUUACAACUUUGGACCUAAAGCAUGCCUACAACCAAGUCGUCCUAGAUACGGAAUCCCGAGACGCCACCACCAUCAAUACGCAUCGGGGUUUAUUUCGAUAUAAAAGACUACCAUUUGGAGUAAGUUCGGCUCCCGGUUUAUUUCAAUGCUUGAUUGAUAAUCUCGUGAAGGAUAUACCUCACGUUUGCGCAUAUCUUGACGAUAUAUUAGUUACCGGCCCAUCUGAACAUAGUCAUCUAGAGACUCUAAGCAUCGUGCUAGGACGUUUAGAGGACGCCGGUUUUAAACUCAGGAAAGAUAAGUGCACUUUCCUUGCCACCUCGGUAGAAUACCUGGGCUUCAGGGUGGAUAAAACUGGCCUCCAUCCACUCGAACAUAAGCUCAAAGCCUUGAAGACGGCGCCGCGCCCCAACAAUACUAGUCAAUGCUGUUCAUUCCUGGGGUUGGUCACCCACUUUAGUCGCUUUAUGAAUCAAUCGGCUACAAUUCUCAAGCCUCUUUAUCGACUACUUGAAAAGAAUUGUGGCUGGCACUGGUCGGAGGUCGAACAAAGUGCUUUCGAACAGGCAAAGGCGGCUCUUACCUCCUCAUCUGUCCUAGUUCACUAUGACCCCGAAAAGCCUAUCAUACUGAAAUGCGAUGCGUCUCCGUACGGUGAAGGUGCGGUUCUCAUGCAUCGAGUGCCCUCGGGUUCGGAGAUGCCGAUUGCUUUUGCAUCAAGAACCAUGUCACAAGCGGAAACCAACUAUUCGCAACUAGACAAAGAGGCCUUAGCAAUAAUGUUUGGCCUACAUCGGUUCCACCUGUAUCUUUUUGGCCGACACUUUUAA
Molecule: messenger RNA, 2415 nt
Organism: Spirometra erinaceieuropaei
Lineage: Eukaryota; Metazoa; Platyhelminthes; Cestoda; Diphyllobothriidea; Diphyllobothriidae
Source: the annotation of a GenBank genome assembly